AUGGUUAAGCCUCGUAUCAAGUUGCGUAGUUUGUGUAUUGGUCAUGUUGCCACACCUCGUGUUCGAGGUUGUUCUUCAUCUUUUGGAUCGAAAUUUGCGAAUAGAACUGAGUUUUCAAGCAAUGGAGUUCAUGAUUCUGGUAGAGAUGACAAAGGAGAUGAAAGUGGGAAUAAAGUGAUGGUGGUUGUGGAUUCUAGCUUUGAAGCUAAAGGGGCUCUUGAUUGGGCACUUUCACAUACUAUUCAAAGUCAAGAUACUGUUGUUCUUGUUCAUGUAGCUAAACCCAUUGGAGAAGAUGGUGAAUCUGAUGUGAAGUUUAAUGUGAAGGCUUAUCAACUUCUCUUAGAUAUGAAGAAAAUUUGUGAAACGAAGAAACCCGGGGUGCAAGUGAAUAUAGUAUUGCUUGAAGGAGAGGACAAGGGUGGUGCCAUAGUGCAAGAGGCAAAGCAACAAAGAAUGUCUUUAUUGGUUGUAGGGCAAAGAAAACGUUCGAUCUUGUGGUGUUUGAUGAGGAAGUGGACAAGAAAGAGAACAAAAGGUGGAGUUGCUGAAUAUUGUAUACAGAACUCACCUUGUAUGACUAUUGCUGUGAGGAGGAAGAAUAAGAAACUUGGGGGGUAUUUGAUUACUACCAAACGCCAUAAAAACUUUUGGCUUUUGGCUUAG
Messenger RNA from Lathyrus sativus (Indian pea), 666 nucleotides. NCBI's taxonomy places the organism in Eukaryota, Viridiplantae, Streptophyta, Magnoliopsida, Fabales, Fabaceae. The record is from the annotation of a GenBank genome assembly.